AUGGCCUGCAAGUCUCUUUCGGAUAUUUCUGUUGGGCAAGUAGCGAAGAAUAUUCAACAUCGCGACUACGAUAGCUGUUUCAAUCCGGAGAUCAGCAACCAAAUUUUCACCAAACUUGUUGCGUUGGAUAUUGAAUUGGAUCCUAACUACUGUUUGCAAAUUUCUCGCAAGCUAAAUAUCACAAAGGCAGUUUGUAAAAACGUAACAACAGAACAUAUAAAGCUGCUUUCAAACAAUUGCAUUUUAUCGCUUACUAUCGGAAAUAUUGACAAAGUCAAACAAGUUUAUCAGGACGACAAAGAAAAUCCUAUUAUUAACAUUGCACGCUUAUUGGAAGAUGUGCUAGGAGAGGAAUCUCGUCAGAAUCUUCAAUAUUUGGAUAUUCAAGGCAACGAGUUAUUCUCUUACAAUUGGCCAAAAGCGUUAGGACAUAUGCUUCCAUCUCUUCAAACCCUCAUCGUCUGUCAACGAAGUUUUAUCAAUGAUGAGUUUUCUCAGUUGUGCAAUAGUUUCCCAAACCUACAUAAACUGGACAUUAGCGACACAAAUAUUGGAAAUCUUUCGGGAAUUUCUAAUCUAAAAAAUCUGCAAAAACUGUGCAUGAUGAACUUGGAAUUUGAGAGUUAUGAUGAUAUUAAAGAACUUUUUGAAGUGAAAAGUCUACGAGUUUUGAAUAUUUCCAGGGAUAGAAAAGAUUUCAAACCAAGCCUCAUUAUGCAAUAUAUUCAAUUGAAAGAAGUUUUACCAGAGUUACGGUUUCUUGAUUGCUCUGGAACAAAUGUUGACAAAGAAUCGAUUUCCACUAUUCAAAAUUCGCACCCUAACCUGAAAAAAGUCGCAGCUCUGUGUGAACCUGGCAAAAACUUCAUAGUCCCUGAAAUUAAAAUUUUAAAUUCGAUCGACUUAGGUUCCACAUUGAAAUGUUUGGAACACUACACAACUUUGAAACAUGACGUUUUCAUGUCUCAGUGUCUCCAUGCUCUGUUCAAUUUCAUCAAAUCCAGUUAUCAUAUAGAUAAUGAAUGGAUUCAAUAUGUUUAUAGAGCAAUCAAUACAUGCUCUUCAGAUAAUGUUCAAAUUCAAGGAGGAGCAUGUUUAAGUCUGAUUGUAAAGAAAUCUAUCAAAACUAUGAGGCCGUACGAAGUUGCACUUUCACGGGUGGUUUGUAAAGGAUCAGUUGCCAAGACUUUCUACAACGCAUCCAAACCCAAUUCAUGGGAUCUCACGGUCCUCGAGAGAAAAGUCGUUAGUCUCGAAGUGUUGAAACCAAUUGCGUAUGGUAUUAUAGUGAGAGAUAUGUGCAUGAUAAACAUUCUUAAUUGCAAGGAGACUCUUCGAAUCCUUCAUCGUGGUAUGAGAGAGGAAGAAGUAAAGCAAACCAUGUCGGAUGUGGAUGGCACAAGGGACAUACAUCGUCGGCUAACUGAACUCAGGCCAGAGGGAAGGAAAUGGGGUGUUUUUUUUAAUUGA
Caenorhabditis elegans is the source of this 1470-nucleotide messenger RNA. RefSeq names its product Zer-1-like leucine-rich repeats region domain-containing protein (gene F44E5.2). Gene Ontology annotation, cellular component: catalytic complex. The record is from RefSeq and is marked reviewed. Bases 1 to 1470 code for a protein of 489 amino acids. The transcript has 7 exons. NCBI's taxonomy places the organism in Eukaryota, Metazoa, Nematoda, Chromadorea, Rhabditida, Rhabditidae.